AGGGUAAUGAUGUAAGCAUAAGAGCCGUAUGUGUAAUCGGGACGUGCGAAGUGAAUUGACCCGUUCAGCUUGGAGUGAUUCAUCGGCAACACCGCCUCGUAGCCCAUGUAAAGUAAGUCCCACGAUAUGUUCCUCUGCGAUGCGUCAUCGAGGAUGUUCCGCAAAUAUUCCAAGAAGUUGUACUCGAAGUGAAUGUCAUCCUCGAAUACGGCUGCGGAAAAUAUCCUAAUCGGAAACAAGAUGCGCAAGGAGGAGCCCAAUGACUCAGCAGGGCAUGAGCAGCUGGAUAACUCACUCCCUGCAAUUAUCAAUUUCAUUAAAGCAAAACUUGAGACACCAUGUAGUAAAACACAAAGUUUCACCUCAGCCAUGCCAAUCAGCACCCUCACACCAAUCACUGCUCCAUACCCAUACAUCUUGGCAGCCAAAGGUGUCAACAGGGUCAGCAAAGCAGCACAAAAUAUUGGCAGCUGUGCCAGCAUGACCCAUUUGCCAAAGUUGUUGCCCAUGUGUGCCACCAAGAGAGCCCAAAAGGGCACUGAGUGUAAAUUAUGGAGGACAUUUUGCUUCUUUCCAGAGGAGGAGCCCAAUGACUCAGCAGGGCAUGAGCAGCUGGAUAACUCACUCCCUGCAAUUAUCAAUUUCAUUAAAGCAAAACUUGAGACACCAUGUAGUAAAACACAAAGUUUCACCUCAGCCAUGCCAAUCAGCACCCUCACACCAAUCACUGCUCCAUACCCAUACAUCUUGGCAGCCAAAGGUGUCAACAGGGUCAGCAAAGCAGCACAAAAUAAUGGGUAUCCCAGCACUCUCUUGGCUCCUAUUAAUUCUGCACAAGAGGAACAUGUGGAAGCAACAUUGAAGAAACUAUUGAAUCCAAGGAUUAGCAUACCCAUCUUUUUCCUUUUGGCAUUUGUGAAAUUUUCUCGGAAAAAUCAUGAAGAAAGCAGUGAAUUGGAGAAGUGUCUGAGUGUUUUCGACGGCAAUGCUGGCAACCUCAACAAAGAUGACGAAUGGCAACCGUCCCAAUGCGAGCUGAAAGCAUUCUCAUAUCCUAACAGAUAUGUAGAAAGAUACUCUUGCUUGGAAAAAAGAAAGGAAAACCAGCUCAGCAACAAAUUUUUCUUUUUUGGCGACUCCACUGUGAACCAAAAGGCAGUAGCCCUGGCAAAAUUCUUCAACCUGACCCUGGUUAAUGCAGAAAAAUGUCUGGAUGAUGAUGGAAACAACAUGACAAUGCACUGGGAAAAUAAAACCUUGUCCGCAAGCAUUCAGUACCAACUGAAUCCUUUCUUGAAUCCAUAUGUUCAGAUUCCAAAAGGUGCUGACACUGUACUGUUUGGAGGCGCAACUUGGUAUGCUCGUCUUCCAACCCAUCACUCAUUUGACAAGAUGAAGGAAAGAUAUUUUGAUUUGAAACACUUGCCAAUUGCCAAGAAACUAGAAAUACACAAAGGAAGACUUGACAGACUACUUCAUGAGCUCACCACUUUCUGGAAGAUCAAAACCAUCAUUUGGAUACAGCCAGGUCCCAUCACUGGAGAUUUUCUCAGGCAAAAUAAGCAUGUGGAUGCUUAUAUCAAACAAAGCUUGGAAGUAUUAUCCAAGUACCAGGAGAAAGUGAUCAUUUGGUCCAGUUGGAGAACUUUCUACAAUCACUUAUUGGCAACCAAAGGUCUUAGGAACAUAAUCCCUGAUGGGAUCCAUGUGCAAGAAAAAUAUCAGCUGCCAGGGAUGCAAACUUUGUUGAAUUUUCUGUGCAACCCUGACAAGUGUCUGAGUGUUUUCCAAAGCAAUGGCAGCCUCAACAAUAAUCUCAGCUGGGAAUUGUCGCAAUGCAAGCUGAAGAUAUACCCAAUAUUGGACCAAGAAUCAUGUUUGAAGCAAAGACAAACACAGAAACUCAACAACACAUUUUUCUUCUUUGGGGACUCCACUGUGAGGGCAAAAGCAAUAGCUUUGGCAAAAUUCUUCAAUCUCACUCUGAUCAGUGCAGAAAAGUGUUUGGAUUUUGGCAGCAAUAUGGCUAUGCACUGGGAGAAUAAAGCCUUGUCCUCAACCAUUCACUACCUUCUGAAUCCCUACUUCAAUCCAUAUGUUCAGAUUCCACAAGGUACUGAAACAGUACUGUUUGGAGGUGCCGUCUGGUUUGCUCGUCCACCCAAUUCAUUCUCCAGGAUGAAGGAAAGAUAUUUCGACUUGAAACACUUGCAAGUUCCAAACAGACUAGAAAUACAAAAGCAGCGACUUGACAGACUGCUUCACCAGCUCACCAAUUACUGGAAAAUCAGAACCAUUAUUUGGAUACUGCCAGAACCCACCACAGGAAAACUGGCCAAUGUUAACAAGAAUGUGGAUGCUUACAUCAAGCAAAGCAUGGAAGUAUUAUCCAAGUACAAGGACAAAGUGAUCAUUUGGUCCAGCUGGAGAAUGUUCUAUGAUCAGUUGGAGACCAAGGGUCUUGGGAACAUAAUGCCUGAUGAGAUCCAUGUGCAAGAAAAAUAUCAGCUGCCAGGGAUGCAAACUUUGCUCAAUUUUCUGUGCAAUCCUGCGUAA
This is a messenger RNA of Notodromas monacha, 2556 nucleotides long. The record is from the annotation of a GenBank genome assembly. NCBI's taxonomy places the organism in Eukaryota, Metazoa, Arthropoda, Ostracoda, Podocopida, Cyprididae.